GCCACCGCAAAGAUCAACCUCAAAACAAAUUGGAGCUGUCUCACAGGCCAUUCUCUCUCUCUCUCUCUCUGAGCCCGAGGACUUCCUCCUCAAAGUCCGACGUCAUUUUUGUUUACCAUGCAACUGCCAUAAGAGAAUUUAUUCUACUUACAUUCAUCUUCCACACGAUCAUCUCUCAACUAUUAGAAUUCUCACCACCAUCACCAUCAUCAUCACCCUUUGAAACUCAAGUGGACUCUGCUUUUCGUGAGAGCCUGAGGAGCUCGUAAAGGCUCUGACUUUUAUGUGGAAGUAGCUGCUUCUGAAUUCAAAAAUGAGAAGAAGAGUUAUAUCUGCAUGCCAACUUCUAUCAGCUUUUCAGUAUCAAGAAAACAAUUGCUCUGUUAAUUUGGUGAGAAGGCAACAACCCCUUUUGAUAGAUGCUAAUUGCACCACUUCUGUUUGUAGACCUAUCAGUUCUGCUGAUAAUGAGAGAUUUCUAUGCCCCAAACUUCUCAUCUCAAGAGCUCUGUCAACAGAAGCUGCUAAAUUUUCUAAACAAGAUGCGAACAGAGCAGGUCCGCUUGUAGAGUAUGAAAGAAGAAUCGCUGCUAGUGAGCUUGUGGAUGGUGAUAGCUGUCAGGUAGGCACCUUAAGGGAACUUCAAAGACUCUAUGAUGAGCUUGUUAAGUCAGCUGAUGCCUGUAAGUUGGAUCGCUAUUCUGCUUCUGACAAAUCUGGAAGGAGUAGGUGGUUGUGGUCUCGUUUCAUGCCACAAUCUUCACAUUCGCCGGUUGAAGGACUAUAUCUUUAUGGAGGAGUAGGCACUGGGAAGACUAUGUUGAUGGACUUAUUCUUUGACCAAUUGCCGUGGAACUGGAGGAAAAAGAGGAUUCAUUUUCAUGAUUUCAUGUUGAAUGUCCAUAGCCGCUUGCAGAAGCACAAGGGUGUGGCAGAUCCACUGGAAGUUGUUGCAGGAGAAAUAUCUGAUGAGGCAAUAUUAUUAUGUCUAGAUGAAUUCAUGGUGACUGAUGUUGCUGAUGCAUUGAUAUUGAAUCGUUUAUUCAGACAUCUAUUCAGCAAUGGCGUUAUUCUUGUGGCCACCUCAAAUCGUGCUCCUGAUAAUCUGUAUGAAGGUGGAUUGCAGAGAGAUCUUUUUCUACCAUUUAUUGCAACUUUGAAGGAAAGGUGUGUGGUUCAUGAAAUUGGUUCAUUAGUCGACUAUCGGAAAAUGACUUCGGCUGAGCAAGGUUUCUACUUUGUUGGUAAAGAUUUAUCAGGCCUGCUUAAGCAAAAGUUUCAAGAAUUGAUUGGGAAGCAAACGGCUGUUCCUCAAAAGGUGGAAGUAGUAAUGGGAAGGACAUUGCAGGUUCCACUGGGUGCUAAUGGGUGUGCAUAUUUUUCCUUUGAGGAAUUGUGUGACAAACCACUUGGAGCUGCAGAUUAUUUUGGCUUAUUCAAGAACUUCCAUAGCCUGGCACUGGAUGGUGUCCCGAUCUUUGGACUUCACAAUAGGACAGCAGCAUAUCGGUUUGUCACUUUAGUUGAUGUGAUGUAUGAGAACAGGGCCAGGCUAUUGUGUACAGCAGAGGGGAGUCCUCUAGAACUUUUUAGAAGGGUAGUUACAGUGGCGGAUGCCCAGCAAAUGGCACCUAGAACCUCUACGAGAUCAAGGAGAAAUGAUGAUUCUGAGAUCUGUGUAGACAAUGAACUGGGAUUUGCAAAAGACCGUACUAUUAGCAGAUUGACAGAGAUGAACAGCAAAGAAUAUUUAGAGCACCAUGCUGCCAUGUUAGUUGAGAAACAGCUCUUACAGGAAGAUGUUAUUGGAAACGCUGUGCUAGUGUGAGACAGAAUGGAAGGUAUCCAGUAUCAUUAUCUUAACCCAAUAAACUGCGGUCACUGGUUAUGCCAUUUUAUGUUCGCUAACCUGAUCACAGUUUUCCUGCCAAAUUCAGUAUAGGUUUCAUUAAAAUCUUAAGUCAGCUAGUGAAUAAAAUGUAAUUCAUCAUCUUUAAAAUAUAAAGCCAGCUUGAAUGCAAUCAAAAUCAUACUCUGUCAGAUAGGUCUUUCUUUUUCUCAGUCAUGCUGUUCAAUUUAAAUGUUAGCAAUUAUUACAGACCAGAACUUUACCCCAAUGUAACAAUUAUGUAACCAGAUUACUGGAGUUAAUGACAGGGAAAUUUUUGCUUAAAAUUA
Messenger RNA from Hevea brasiliensis (rubber tree), 2178 nucleotides. RefSeq lists its product as uncharacterized. The transcript has 15 exons. The record is from RefSeq and is a predicted model, not a curated record. Bases 314 to 1828 code for a protein of 504 amino acids. Gene Ontology annotation, molecular function: ATP hydrolysis activity; ATP binding. NCBI's taxonomy places the organism in Eukaryota, Viridiplantae, Streptophyta, Magnoliopsida, Malpighiales, Euphorbiaceae. Gene Ontology annotation, cellular component: chloroplast; mitochondrion; cytoplasm.